Sinocyclocheilus rhinocerous is the source of this 684-nucleotide messenger RNA. RefSeq names its product V-type proton ATPase subunit S1-like. The record is from RefSeq and is a predicted model, not a curated record. The transcript is spliced from 8 exons. Gene Ontology annotation, molecular function: ATPase activator activity. Lineage: Eukaryota; Metazoa; Chordata; Actinopteri; Cypriniformes; Cyprinidae. The coding region runs from base 1 to 684 and encodes 227 amino acids. Gene Ontology annotation, cellular component: proton-transporting V-type ATPase complex.
AUGACAGCAGCGCAGUCCUCAGCUGCUGACCUCGCACUAAAGUCCAGUGUAGAGGAGGGUGGGGUGGACGAACUGGUGUGCUCGGAGGUCCCACCAUAUCAAGCUGUGAGAAUUAGAACAGAUGGAGAACAUGUUGAGAGUCCAAGUGCCUCACAAGAGGAGAGUUAUUCGCCUGCAGCUGAAAAUCCACUCAGAAGAAUACUGCAGCCUUUUGGAUGGCACCUGCAUGCCCAGCCCAGAACCAAGCGGAAGUUACUACAGUCUACCAGCUCUGGACCCUACUCCUCACUGACUGUAGCUUACAACGGCAAGAUAUGCAUCCUUUUCAAAGUGAAGAGACUGGCUAUUCGUUACAGAAACAACACUUUCCUGGACCUCACAGAGAGGGUAUUUGGACCCAGUGCACAAGUAGACACCAAAGGCUCUGUUUGUACAAAGGAGAAGGCCACGCUGUCUUUACGUUUGGGUGAUGUGGAAGACAUCAGGGCACUUGUCAUCAGGCUUCAGAUGUCCAACACAUAUUAUGAAUCAGUAGGCCAGAACUGGUUCACUCUGGACAGCGUUCACAUCCACUACAACUGGACUCAUGAGGCCACGUUCCCACGGAGCUCCCACACUGACAGCUCGGCAAACUGGCACAUCACAUUCACAGAUUUUCAGGUAGCUGCCACAAAAUGUGCUUGA